Molecule: messenger RNA, 1020 nt
Organism: Parastagonospora nodorum SN15
Lineage: Eukaryota; Fungi; Ascomycota; Dothideomycetes; Pleosporales; Phaeosphaeriaceae
Exons: 3
Coding region: 1-1020 (339 amino acids)
Cellular component (GO): cytoplasm
Source: RefSeq, a predicted model, not a curated record
AUGCCUCAAACACUUCCCUUCCAAGACAUCCACGUCCCCGUCCCCGGCUUCGGCGCAAUGGGCAUGUCCCACGGCCUAGGCACAAACCUCACGCUCGAACAAGCCGAGCCCGUACUCCUCAAGGCAAUUGAACUCGGCUGCACAUUCUGGGACACUGCGGUCGUGUACGCGGCGGGUGUGAAUGAAAAGCUCCUCGGCGACUUCAUCCGCAAGCACAACUACGCCUCCAUCCUCCCCCAAACACUCAACUGGUGGUUAAUCAGAGUGACAGUCGCGUCCAAAUGUGGCAUCAAGUGUUUCGACGGCGAGUCUGGCGUGACCAAUAGUCCAGAGCAUAUCGAAUCUUACAUCACCGGCACCAUUGAACGUCUAGGCUUCACUCCGGAUUUAUACUACCUGCACCGCAUCGACCCCAACACGCCGCUGGAAGAAUCCAUCACCGCGCUCGACCAGCUGCGCCGCGAGGGCAAGACCAAGUACAUCGGGCUUUCGGAAUGCAGUGCGCAGACGCUCAGGCGGGCGAAUGAGAUCGCCAAAAUCGACGCCCUCCAAGCCGAAUACUCGCUCUUCGAAACGCUGCACGAAUCCGACGGCCUCAUCUCCACCGCGCGCGAAUUAGGCGUUGCAUAUGUCGCUUACUCACCGCUCGGCCAUGGCUGGCUCGUCGACUCCUUCCCGUACAAUUCUCCAGACGACUUCGCGGCCGACGACUUCCGCCGCACGAGUCCGAAAUUCCAAGAACCCAACUUCACUGCUAACAAAGCCAUCGUUCUCGCUGUGCAGGCGCUGGCGAAGAAGAAAGGCUGCUCAACGGCGCAGGUGGCGCUCGCGUGGGUGGCGCAGCAGGGCAUGAUUGCGAUUCCGGGGACGACCAAGGUGGGAAGGUUGGUGGAGAAUUGGGGGAGUCGGGAUGUUGAGCUGGGCGAGGCGGAGAUGGGGGAGUUGAGAAGGCUGGUGGAGGGGACGAAGGUUGUGGGGGAGAGGUAUGGGGAGGCGCAUAGGGGGAUGGUUGGGCAUUAG